CAAAAAAAGAAAAAAAACGUACGACACUUGCAGUAUUCCAUUGUAGCAGCGAUCACAACAACAACAAACUCAUUAGCUGAUUAACAGCGAUUGGAUAUUAAUUUUUGCGAGGAGUUCUGUUUUUUUCUUUUUUUUUUUUUUUUUUUUUUUUUGCAUUGCGCCUAAACUCUAUUGUUUUUAUUAACAUUGGAAAUACAAAGAUAAAGCGAAAGAACAGCGCAGCAGAACGGCAGGUUAUAUGUAAAGCCAACAGGUACGACAACAAUUUUAUAUUGCAUAAACUACGAGAAAGAUUUCACAGCAGACGGUGUGUCUACAAUUUCUUAUCGAGCGAAGGCGAGGAGAGAGUGGGAGGGAGAGAGGCGCGAGGGGAAAGAAAGCAAAGCUUAGCUUCUUUCAAUAACGUUCUUCUCUCUAACAAAACGCAUCGUGGCUGGCAGCAGUAAAACCUGUUGAGCUGCUAAAUAUCGUCAGAGAGGAAGAGUGAGAAGUUUCGUUCAUUUCGUUCUUCAUUUAAGAUUUUUUCACUCUCUUGGAGUUUUUCCCUGAACUCCGAAAGAGAGAUUUGAAAAAUAGCAAUUGUGAACGCAAACGUUGAAAAAUUGCCAAAUAUAUAAUAAAUAUGUCGGCCGAUUCACCGAGACGUACUUCAUAUGAUAACUCACGUGCUGGUACAUGCGUACCUGCCAUGGUAUCUCCUCAAGUAGUGACUGAUAGAUCCAUAUUAGAAUCGGCUAUAGGUUUUAUAAAUGAAGUCACUAUGGCUCCGCCACAUACUGACCCGAAAGACACAAUAACUUGGGCUAGAUUUGAAACAGCGGCCGAUAUUAGUGAUUUACGUUAUGGAGAAGAUUGGGAAUUAGACGGGAAUGUAGCACCGCCACUUUUGCUUAUACUUGGUUACGGUUCGGGUAUACAAGUUUGGGCUAUUCCAGCCAAUGGUGAGGCGGUAGAAGUUCUUUCCUGGCGUCAUGGUCAAGUGACAGCUUUAAGAAUAUUACCUACACCUUCUUUAUCUAUGACAACGGAGGACCAUGGCCGUGCUGAUGAAUUGAUUGACGCUUUUACCGAGAAACGUCCACUAAUGGCUGUGGUUGACAGUAAUCUUUCCUCAGGAGCACAGCCUCAGUUUUGUGCAGUAAAUUUUAUUUCCCUUAAAACAAGCGCACAAGUAAAAACGAUAAAAUUCAAAAAUCCCGUCAUUGAUAUUUUGGCAAAUCGCUCCUCAAUUGUGAUUACUUUUCAUGAACGUAUAGCCAUUUUUGAUGCCCGCACUCUAGAAGAUCGUCUAUCGAUUACCACUUGCUAUCCAAGUCCAGGAAUAAAUCCUAAUCCUGUGGCUUUAGGACCACGUUGGUUGGCGUACGCUGAGCAUAAACUUUUACCUUCUAAGCGUAGCAGUGGUGGAUGCGAUGGUGAAAGUGUUGCCAGUUAUAAGGCUACUGUUUUAAAUGCUGCCAAAUCCCUUGGGAAAGGAUUGCGAGAAUUAGGUGAGCAAGUAGCUGCCGGAUUAACUGGUACCACAUCCAGUGUGAGUAGUUCAAAAAGUAGUUCAUUCGAUUCCUCAACGACUGGGGAUUCUAAACAAGCCGGUAUUGUGACCGUUAUUGAUAUUAAAAAUUCCCUCAGAGAUUUUAGUCCAACAUCCGGUGUGCCCAUAUCCAGCAAUCAAGGUGUCGGCAGUGAUCCUAUAAUAGUGCAUUUUAUAGCUCAUUUUGAGGCCAUAGUGGCAAUGGAAUUUGAUAAUUCGGGCAUGCUCCUAUUGACUGCCGAUCGUCGUGGCCAUCAGUUUAACGUAUUUCGGAUACAACCACAUCCUGUUGGACCCAGUCUGGGCGCUGUUCAUCAUCUCUAUGUACUACAUCGCGGAGAUACCACUGCUAAAGUGCAGAAUAUUGCCUUCUCAUUGGAUUCACGCUGGGCAGCUGUGUCCACGCUCCGAGGUACUACCCAUGUAUUCCCGAUUACACCGUAUGGCGGCCCGGUAGGGACGCGAACACAUUCAUCUUUGCAUGUGGUAAAUAAGUUGUCACGUUUUCAUCGUUCUGCUGGACUUACGGCUGAUGGGCGUUCCAAUUCACCCAUAUCACAUUCGGAGAGCACCACUUUCACUCAAUGUUUACAACCUUACCACAAUCCGACUUUGCCCCCAUUCCCGCGGCCUACGUUAUCUACUCCUUUGGCCCAGUUGCGUCAACCUUUUGCUUUAGGAAGUCCACCCGGUUCGGCUUCUUUAAGCGGACCUUCCAAGUCGACGCCUAGUGGUACGGGAUCAGGAUCUCAGCGACAGCGUUUGCCUUCCUUAUCUGAUGACAAUGGCAAACCUUUGAGUGUUUGUGCUAUAUUCGCUAAAUCGCGUUCAUGGCUACUAGAUCCACCUAAUGUAACGCGCGAAGCUUCACAUCGUGUGCAACGUAAAUCAGUGGACUCGUUAUUUGUAAUGGCUGGUCAUGGAGCUCUUAUACAAUAUGACUUAGAUACAAGACUUGCUUCAACCGUUGCCAAAGAGAAGGUAUCUGACGAAACUCCUAUUGAAUUAAUUGUAGAAGCUAAAGCCCAAUGGAAUUUGGGAAGACGUAGAGAAGGCUCCCAUGAAAUAAGGCCACCACUUGCUUCGGACAAUUGGUUGAUGAAAAAUCGCAACUCUUGCAUGUUAACCGAUAGUACCCGGCAAUAUGAUGAUAUUGAUGAAGGAGGUGAUUCCUGGCUAUCGCAAGUGGAAAUAGUGACGCAUGCUGGUCCACAUCGCCGUUUGUGGAUGGGCCCACAAUUUGUUUUUAAAACAUAUAAUACACCAAGCGGGUCAAAUUUAAGUCUAGUGGAUACAGAAGCAGUGGAAAUAGGUCUAUCAAAGAGCAAUACAGCAGCAGCAACAGCCGGCGCUGCCGCUCUUAAUACACGACAUGAACGUUCGAGUCCUCUAAAUAUGCCUUUGACAGCUCCUAAUCGCUCGAGCGGAGUGCCCGUACUCAUCGAGUCAGGUUCUUAUAGCAGCAUUGAACAGAGUCCCAAAUUAAUGGAUCGCUUCCGUCAUGAUCAUUUAAAUUCGGACUUUUCCCUAACACAUGGUGAGACACGCCUAAAACAGGAUUUGGCUGAUGCUAUGCGUGAAUCACCUUCUGGAUCGUCUACUCAAAAAGAAGGUAGUAAUUGUUUGUCCGCUGAUACCGCUAGCACGGUUGCCGACAAUGUACCCUUUUAUGAUGCUUUAGCCGAUCACGAAGAGGCCGAUGAUCAGGAUUAUAUAAUAGCCCGUAACGCUUCAGCUGCAGCUCUCGCCACAGCUCUACCGAAUAUACAUUCGUACAAACCGCAAUUAGAUUAUGAGUUAUUGAUGGAUAAAAAAUCUAAAGCUUCUAUAGAAAAAAUUGUUAAUCCCUUGGGUACCGUAACAACAGUGAAUUCAUGUCUUAGUGUCGAUAUUAAGACCGAUAUAUUGGAUGAAGUUGUUUCACAAUUGGCUGCCGAAGAGGCAGUAAUACAUGAGAAUUGUGAUGAAAGCCUAUUCCGGCCAGUUGUCGCCAUAUUCUGCGAUGAGAAAAAGCAACAGCUAAACUUGGAAGAAACAGAAGAAGAAGAACGUAAAAAUCAAGAACUCUGUAAACCCCCCGAAGUAAUAGGCAAUAAGUUAAUAGUGCCGGUUAUAGCUAAAGAAGUAGACGAAGAGCUUAGUAAAAAGGAAAAACAAAAGACCUUAGCAGCAAAAACAAGAAAAAUGUUCCCCAAAGAAAGUCCUAUUAGGCAGAGAGACCAUAGUAAUUUUGAAGAGUUAUCAAGUUUGAAUAAAGAAAAGUGUUCGCCUGCAUUAGAAAAAGAGCCGAAAGAUAAUAUAAUAAAAAAGGAAAACAAUAAUAUUAGAGAAGAUUCUGAAACAAAACAACUUAGAAAAGAAUCCAUGGUUGAAGAAAAGAAUGUCAAGAAGCAAGAAAAACAAGAAAAUAUCGAAAAAGUUGAAAAAAGCCUAAAACAAAAACCUGAAGAAAGGAGAAGCCAAGAAAUACAAUUAAUGGAAAAUGUUGAAAUCAAGACACCACCUCAAAAUAAAGUCGAAAAACUUGAGGCAAAAUUUGGGAAAAAUGAAUCGGAACAAGUUUCCAAAAUAGAAGUAAAUGUUCGAAACAAUAUCGUUCUUAAAUCAUCGUUAAAAGAUACGGACACUAUAAAAGAUUACUGUGACAAAAAGAAAGAAACAGAACUUUGCUUAGAAAAAUGUGCUCAAAACGGGGCAGCGUUACAAUCGGCCGAUAAGAAAAAUAUUGGUGACAAAGAAAAUCCCCCACCCCCACAAUUGCCAGAAACCGCUAUUUCGCACAUGGAAACCAUAUCGACGCAACCACAGACUGCCGCUAAUACAGAAUUAUACAUAACAAAAAAAAACUGCCAUAAAAGAAAAGCAACCCACAACCUCCCCAAACGAAAAGAUGGAAAAAUCCAAGACCAAUCACCAAUCACUAAAAGAUCUUUAAUUAAAACUGAAAAAGUGUGUGCUCAAAGUUUGGUUGAUAGUCUCAUCGAUAUUGAUGAGAUGAAGGAGCAAUCAGUAAAAGAAAAUCUUGAAAAGGCAGUGGUAGCACCCUUUGGUGUAGGCAUAGAAUCUGCAAGGAAAACGAAAAAAAAUAAAAAGAGGAAUUGCAAGUCAUCCGGUUCAAGUUCGGAAGCUGAAGACGUUAUUGAAGUAAAAAAAUUAUUAAGAAAAAAGAAAUCGUCAAGUGAUUCGUCAGAUUGUUAUACACAUCUGGUAGAUAAUCCAUUCGAAAGGAAACAACAAAUUGUCGAAGACAAUGCAAUGUUUCUAAGUUUUAUUAAAACAGAAGAACGUAAAAAGGACAACGAAAAUAAAGACAAAUCAUACAAAAAGGACAAGUCAUCUGACGAAAAGGAGACGCAAAGAACGGAAGAGCAAAGUCACUUAAGUAAAGAAAUAGGGAAAAUGAAUGAAAGUUCCGAUAGAAAGAACAAGCAAAAAGCUACUGUGAAAGAAAUUUAUCAAAGUAUUGGCAAACAUGAGGAAAAGGGAGCCGAAAAGAUUAAUUCCAAUGAAGAUGAGCAAACGAAAAUGGGGGGAAGUGCAAGCAAAGGUGAAGUCAAAGAUGAUGCGAAAGAACCAGAAUUGACUGAAACUUUCAUCAAGCCAGAGAAUGAGGAGAAUGCCAAAAAAUGUGACAGCCAGCAAAAGAAAAACGAAGAUUCAUUAAUGACCAGUUAUGUACGAGAUUACAAAAAGAAUGAAUUUCAAAACAAACAAGAUAAGAAAGAUAAAGAUACCCGUCUAGCUACGGAAAAGGAUGACCGAAAGAUCAAAGAAACCAUGCAAAAUAAAAAUAAGGAACUGACAGAAAUGCAAAAGAGACAAUCAACGAGUAUACAGACCGUUGAAGAAGCAAAGCAAUCAGACGCACAUCUUAAACAGGAGAAGGUCGAAAAGAUUGAUAUAAGCGCAUCGAUAGAUAUAAAAAAAAGGGGGGAAAUAAAAAUCAAUGCCGGCAAAUCCACAAAGAAUGACAAUCUAAAACAAACAAUACCAGAGGAAAUUAAUGUGAAAACAGUAGAAACCACAACAUCGCAAACAGCGGUGCAUGAGUGUAAAAUAAUUGAAGAAAAGAACUCAUUAGAUGAAGAAAUCGAAGAAAACGAAACAGGGCUCAUUUCAAAUGAACCAAUUCCAUACGAUGAAAGUUAUAAAGAGGCGCUUAAAGAACCGAAGAUGAAGACAACAAAAUGCAACGAUAAGGCGGUAAGGCAAACUUUUGAAAAAAGCAAAGCGAGUAAUGAAAACGAAAAGCAGAAUCAGCAAGUAAAGAAAGCAGAUUCAAAAACCUUAGAUCUUGAGUGUAUAGAUAAAACUAAAGAUAAAAACAUGUCCUAUAAGAAAAAUGGUGAAAAGUCCGAAAAGACAACAAAUAUAAAGAGAAUUGAACCGACUGUUAAGGAGACAGCGGCAGGUUUGCCUAGUUCCCCCAAAAAAAAAGAAGUGGCUAAAACCGAAAUAAAUACACCAACAUCGCCUAAAAAAAAAGGAAAGGAUAACGCUAAGCCAGAGACCACUACGAUUAAGCCAAACGAUCCAAAGUUAAAUUUACAGGAAAUGAAAAAGACGGAAAUGACAGAAUGCAAAAGAGAAUUAUUGUACAGCAAUCCUUCAAAGACGGGGGAUAUAAAAGUUAUUGGUGGUAAGAAUGCCAAUAGCGGCGAAGUAAUUAAAUCACUGGAAGUAAUAAAAACUACAGCAAGUAUCGAUUCACCACCACCAAGCGCUAGGAAAAGUCUUAGUGGCGCAGAUAUCAUUACUAAAAGUUUAAGUCGCCAAGAUGGCCCAAAAUAUCCCAAUUUAGGGACAAUAAAUAGAGCUUCAAAAACUUCAAAUUUUGAAAAAUUACUUCCCGAGUUGCCUACACCCAAGGAUAUAAAGGAAUCAUUUAGUACGUCGAAAUCAAACACUAAAAAAAGUAAAAAGCCCUUACCAGAAUUUGAAGAGUUUCCCAGUUUAAAAUUACUGGAGCCUUUGCCUCCAUUGCCUUCUUUAGAACCUUUGGAGUUAAUUGUGGAUAAUAGGACCACUUGUAUUAAAGAAAUCAGUUUAAUUAAUUUUGAGAGUCCUGUACAAGAAAAUCCUGCAGUGGAACGUAAAAUUACUCCUCCCGCGCGAAAUUUUACAGAGCAAAAUCUAAUUUAUGCUUUGUGUGGUUCGCUACACUAUGAAAAUGAGCAGCAGGUACGCAAUUCGCCCGAAAAACCUGACAUUUCACCUACGAUGUCAUCCACUCGCUCUUCUUCGGCCUUAGAGGAGGCCUCAAUGGCUGAUUAUAAAUCUCUAACUGAAAAUGAAGAUCCUUAUAUGAGUUUAGAGCAGAGCUCUCAAGAAACUACUACCACAAAUACCAACACUACAAAUGAGAAAUGUUCUAGUUCAGCCCAUUCCUCCGGUUCAGAAGAGAUUGUCGCUGUAGAAGGAGAAAAAAAACUAACCAAAAAACAAAAACGCAAAAAGCAACAGCAGCAGCAACAAUCCGAAAAAGAACAAGAAAAACAAAAUGUGUUGAGAGGAGAAGAUGACGAGGAGUUAAGGCCCUUAAUAGCUAUGACCGAAUCUCAAAUUGAGCAACUGCCAAGAUCGGCUCAAAAUAUGGAAACAGCUUUGCUGGAUGAUAGUUUCACAGUGAAUCCCGUAACGGUGCAUAAUCUAGGACAAUCUACUACGGAUAGUGAGGAACCAAUGCCAACUACGACAUCAGAUGAUAAUGUUUUCACUAUGCCGGCUCCUACCACUCAUAAAAUUAAAACGAAAAAAUUGGAACGCAAAUUUAAUUUGAUGACAGCCAUUGAGGCGGCCACGUCGUCGUCUACAUCUUCAGCAGAAGAAAGUGGUGUAGAAAUUGGAGGGGUGGAACGAUCAUCCGAACAUGAUGACUCUCUAAUUGCAAUUAACACAACGACAAUCAGUGGUAUGACACCUUUGACUUUAUUGGCUGCACAAAGUGGGGCUUCAAAAAAGAAAACUAAACGGCGCAGGAGAUAAGAAUUAGCAAUCUGUUUGCUGGGUAUUUUUUCUUUACUGCUUAUCUAUUAUUGCUAUAUAGUCUAUAAGGCUACAGAAGAAGAAACAAAAGAACUUCAUAAAUCGGCUAAAGAUAAUCAAGCAAUAAUGAAAUGAGAAAGCUUAAAGGAAGCCAAAACUCCAGCAAUAAACUUUAGUAUACUUUAUGGAUUAUAAUUUUAACAUACAUGUAGCAUAUUUUAUAGAUAAUGCUAUAAAUCAAAUUUGUAACAUACUUUGGGGGGCAUUAUUUACUAAGUUUAUUAAAUUCGUUUUCAAAUAGUUUAAGUAAACUAAUUAUACACAAAAAGUGUUGUAUAUAUUAUUACAAUAAAUAAAACGUCACAAACUGUUUUCAUUUAAAGCUAUAUAUGAAGUAAUAUUUUUAAAAUGUUAUUAAUAAUAAUACCUUACGUCUCCGUAUAGCUUAUACAAUAUAAUUUAAAAAAAAAUACAUAAGAAAAUACAAAAAUAUUUAUUAAGUGCAGUUAGUUGUAAGUGAAAUAGAAAACAAGAAAGAAAGCAUCACUCAAUAAAUUAUUUGAGAUUUUUUUUCUUUUCGUUAAUAUUAAGUUUGACGUAAUGGUAAUUUGUUUUCUUUCUUUAGUAAUUUAUUAUUGUAGUUUUAUUUAAAUAUUCUACUAUGUGAAAAUUUUUAUGCAGUAUUUCCGAUUAUAAUUUUUUUAAAGCUUACUUUCACCUAAAAUAUAUUUUUGCCAAACUUUAGUUUACGUUCUGUAUAUAUUAACGAAUUUCAAAAAGUAUCAAUUAACUAUAUAUUAUAAUGAACUAAAAAAAAAGAAAACGAAAGAAAAAAAUUACAAUAAUUUAAAAAUAAUA
Glossina fuscipes is the source of this 8374-nucleotide messenger RNA. RefSeq lists its product as uncharacterized. The record is from RefSeq and is a predicted model, not a curated record. Gene Ontology annotation, cellular component: cytoplasm. Gene Ontology annotation, biological process: autophagy; response to starvation. Lineage: Eukaryota; Metazoa; Arthropoda; Insecta; Diptera; Glossinidae. Gene Ontology annotation, molecular function: protein binding.